GCACCAACGUAUCCAGAUUAACAGAUAUUCGUCCACCAACGUCUAAACUCUAGACUCUGGAUCUCCAUAGAAGUAUGGCACAUCCAGAGAGUGCCCACUUCAACUUGUGCGCCAAUGAAAAUGCUUCCGAGCGUAUCAAGUGUGAAGAUGUGGAGCUUUUGAUAGCGCAGACCGAGGCCGAAGCAGUUCCAGGCGUCGACUUUGACACACUUUCGAGUAUUUCGGUGGAUGAGUGGGAUACUGGCAUUGGGAGAUACAAACACAGCAAAGACGAGAAGCUACGAGUGUACACUCGUCAACGAAACAACCCCAUCACGACUGAAGUUCUAGUGAAGGGAGAACUGCAAUGUAGCGUAGUGGAAGCUGCCGCGCUGUUGUGUUGUCCAGGAGAAGCGGAUUUUAAUACGACGAUGACAAGAAUCCACGGACGUUCGUUUGAGUGCGGUUCUGUUGUCCGCAGCUUCACGUCGGGUAAACCAGAGAAUCAGGAUGAAGAGUUGACACCGUAUCGAUGCGUGAAAACCGCAAGCUUUAAGCAUCCACGCUUAGCAGUACUGGAUCACGAUGAGCGGUGGUGUUUUCUAGAGGAGUUUGAGUCUGUAACACAAGAUCAAUUCACCCUGUCGCAGCGAUCACUUCGACCUGAUGAGUUGCUUCCAGAGCUGCGUCCUCCAGCUGAACUUGCGCGUGGCUUUGGAUUCUCGCGUUCCAACAAGUACACGUACCAGUUACAGGGUCUGGCACUAGGCUGCUCAAUUGAAGCGAUCAGUGAUCGCCAACCAGCUGCAGUUCGAAUUGUUUUCUAUGGUCGCUGCUCGGAAGAAGGCGAGACCUCAGAUGUCGUCCAGAGGCGAUUAAAACGCUUAGCGCGAAACAUGUUGACGCUCCCUGAUCUAGUACAUCGUCGUAAAAUAAGAACCAAAGCUCCAGAGUCACCGGCGACCGACAGAUUGUCAUUGAAGAGCCCGUCUCCUGCGUCGCAGUGCGUGGGGUGCGCUCGCAAGUUCCACAAGCUGCUGCCUAUCAAGAAGACCCGUUGCUAUUUGUGCGCUCAGUUCGUAUGUUGGCGUUGCUGGGCCCGACAACCUCUAGACACCAUAAACGGCAGGAAGAUCUCGGUCCUCGUGUGUCCUCACUGCUUGGACACCAUCCAGAACUGUAAUCACGCUCAUCUGGUAUUCUCCGAUCGUGGAAGUGGUAGCAGCGCAAGUACGUCGAGUCACGGUUCUGGUGGAGAAAUCUACCGCAGUACAAGGAUUCAGCCUGACGUUGACGAUGCACGCGAACCAGGCCAAGCCGUAGUAUCGUACCUUGCAGACAUUCUAGGCAACGAAGUCGAGGUGUUUGAAUCGGAAGCAAGUAUCAGCCCUACUAAGCCUAGCAAGGUCCACACUGCCGCGAACGUACUCGAAGAACUCAAUUCCGUUCUCGAUGAAGGCAUCAAUCGCGUGAUGGCUCAUUGUUUUUGGGAUUCUGACAUUAGUGGGGAUCUCAUAACUGACCUGACACCUAAUAUGCCAUCAGCACUAGUCAAGCUACAGUCUCAGUUCUCUAGAGAACUGCUACCCGUGGAGGCGUGUGCUCUCUCUAGCGCCGUGACUCCGAUUUACCCUCUCGGCACCUCAACGUCAACACCCAGGGGUCCAAUCCCUCCGAAUGAAAGCCAUCGACUGGAAGCUAUCACUCAGGAGCAGCUUCUCACAGCUAAGGGGUCCGACGAACUGGGUCUUAUCUGCGAGUUAGCGACGCAGGAACUAUCGUGCAUGGUCUCGUUGGUGAGCAUUGUCGGUAAAUCGCUGCUGCACGUCCUCGCCAGCAGCUCUCCGAUCUUCCAGAACGCCGACGUGCCGCGAGAAGAGACGCUUUGUCAGUAUCUGCUAAUGGGGGACAGGCCCAUGCUCCUCCAGCACCCCGAGAACGACGGGCGAUUCUGCAAGAUACGGCUUAUCAUCGACAAUAACAUCCAAUUCUACGCCGGCUUCCCCAUUUUCAGUCGCGACGGGCUAUCGGUGGUUGGGUCGCUGUGCUGCCUUGACGUUCGUCCGCGGGAGAUGACGCAGUCACAGUACUCGACACUAUUGCAUCUCACACGGACAGCAUCCAGCAUCAUCAACAAGAAGUGCCUCAAACGACCAACUCUCCAGAAACUACAGAAGUUGGCAUGA
Phytophthora nicotianae INRA-310 is the source of this 2165-nucleotide messenger RNA. RefSeq lists its product as hypothetical. The record is from RefSeq and is a predicted model, not a curated record. The transcript has a single exon. Lineage: Eukaryota; Oomycota; Peronosporomycetes; Peronosporales; Peronosporaceae. Gene Ontology annotation, molecular function: protein binding. The coding region runs from base 75 to 2165 and encodes 696 amino acids.